CCGGGGCCCAACGGCGCCCCACUGGGCGAGCACGAUUUCCGAGGACAGGGGGUCCGGACCCAGCGCUUUCGAUUCUCGGAGGAGCCGGGCCCGGGGGCCGACGGGGCCGUCCUGGAGGUCCACGUCCCGCAGGUCCUGCAUCUCCAGUAUGGAAUGUAUGUUUGGCCCUGUGCUGUGGUCCUGGCCCAGUACCUUUGGUUUCACAGAAGAUCUCUGCCAGGCAAGGCCAUCUUAGAGAUUGGAGCUGGAGUGAGCCUUCCAGGAAUUUUGGCUGCCAAAUGUGGUGCAGUAGUAGUACUGUCAGACAGCUCAGAACUGCCUCACUGUCUGGAAGUCUGUCGGCAAAGCUGCCAAAUGAAUAACCUGCCACAUCUGCAGGUGGUAGGACUAACAUGGGGUCAUAUAUCUUGGGAUCUUCUGGCUCUACCACCACAAGAUAUUAUCCUUGCAUCUGAUGUGUUCUUUGAACCAGAAGAUUUUGAAGACAUUUUAGCUACAAUAUAUUUUUUGAUGCACAAGAACCCCAAGGUCCAAUUGUGGUCUACUUAUCAAGUUAGAAGUGCUGACUGGUCACUUGAAGCUUUACUCUACAAAUGGGAUAUGAAAUGUGUCCGUAUUCCUCUUGAGUCUUUUGAUGCAGACAAAGAAGAUAUAGCAGAAUCUACCCUUCCAGGGAGACAUACAGUUGAAAUGCUGGUCAUUUCCUUUGCAAAGGACAGUCUCUGAAUUACACCUACAACCUGUUCUGGGACAAUGUCAAUACUGAUGAGCAACCUGGCACACAAACUAUAAGCAGACCCCACUUCAGCUUGAGAAUGCAGUGGGUCUGAAGAUGGUCAAGUCUGUUUGCCUUGGAUUUUGGUGUCACCUAGACAACACUUAUAUUAACUUAUAUGAAAUGAAAAUUAAAAUAUGUAUUACAAGUA
Pongo pygmaeus (Bornean orangutan) is the source of this 926-nucleotide messenger RNA. RefSeq names its product methyltransferase 23, arginine (gene METTL23). NCBI's taxonomy places the organism in Eukaryota, Metazoa, Chordata, Mammalia, Primates, Hominidae. The record is from RefSeq and is a predicted model, not a curated record. Bases 154 to 726 code for a protein of 190 amino acids. Gene Ontology annotation, cellular component: nucleus; cytoplasm. The transcript is spliced from 5 exons.